Paralichthys olivaceus (Japanese flounder) is the source of this 1046-nucleotide messenger RNA. NCBI's taxonomy places the organism in Eukaryota, Metazoa, Chordata, Actinopteri, Pleuronectiformes, Paralichthyidae. The record is from RefSeq and is a predicted model, not a curated record.
UUCACCAACAACAAAUCUUUGAACGACAGUGACAAGUUUAACCUUCCCACUGAAAUGCCCUUCACCGACACCACCAUGAACAUCACCAGUACCACCAAUGACAUGAACAUCACCAACCCCAACAGCACCACCACACUCGCAACAACAAAGCAGAAAGGUGGUAAAACUACUGAAGGUGGCAAAACCUUCAUCACAUCCAAAACUACAUCCAAAACUACAUCUGCUCCUAACAAAAGAAAAAAUAAUGACUCUUCUCCUGGGGGAUACGACACGGGUAUGUACGUCAUUAUUUCGAUCAUCAUCGUGGCUGUUGGAUUAGGAGUUGUUUGCUACGUGGUGCGGAAUAGAGGAAGACGCCAGUCUGUCGACUUCAUGUCCAGACACGAUGAAGCCAACGUCCCUCUCAGCAUUAUGGACCAUGAGCCUGUUGACACCAUCUCUCAGAAUGGUCUGCAAACUUUUGAAACUACAGCGAAAGAGCCCCAAGAACCAGAGACAAAACCUGAGGGACAAUUGGAUCAGAAACGUGACAGCAAAUCUGUGGCCGCUGAGGCUGAUAAAUCUGUUGUCGAUCCCAGCGCUGAGUCUGCAGCUGCGGCUCCUUCUCCACACGACUCUGAGGACAAACCCAAAGAGGACGUGGCCAAGCCCAGUCCGACUCCUGCACCUGUGCAGCCGAGCUUGGAGGAGAAAACCGAUGAUGAAGGCGCCGACUCCAACAAGACCUCAGUGGAGUCGCUGAAGGAGACAAAUGAGAACAACAGCAACAAUGCCGUCUUCAGACAGAAGACAGAUCUGGAUUCGAGCAUUUUCUGGGCCGUUCCACUCGACUCUCCCGUGUGACAUCAUUGCCUCGCUGUCCUCAAUGCCAUUACUCACAAUCUUGGUAAGAUCAGAGUGUAUAGAUAAGUUCCUCUGGUCCAGCUCAGCCAGCUCAUGUGUUAGUAGAGAAAAAACCUCCAGCCCAAAUACUCACAUCCAUACAUCACUGGAUGCAGGAGAAUAUAAUCACUAUGUCCAUCAUAAUAACUUUUCUGGAGCCAGAA